Messenger RNA from Eleginops maclovinus (Patagonian blennie), 2008 nucleotides. RefSeq names its product LysM, putative peptidoglycan-binding, domain containing 4 (gene lysmd4). The record is from RefSeq and is a predicted model, not a curated record. The coding region runs from base 170 to 958 and encodes 262 amino acids. The transcript has 4 exons. NCBI's taxonomy places the organism in Eukaryota, Metazoa, Chordata, Actinopteri, Perciformes, Eleginopidae.
CACCAGUUGCUGCUGUAAUGUUAUCCUGUCCGGCCGGGCAGGACUCCUCUGCCAAGGCGCUGUCCUGCAUUAUUGUUGCCAUUUGGAUAAGGCAGGUGUGAAAGCUAUAAUUCAACCAGUGAGCUGAGAGGAAGGAGCUAUCGGCCCGCAAGUGAACUCUGGCUUCACUAUGCAUCGGGGGGAGCAUGCUUCCCGGGCUUUCCAGGCCCCGGUGGAUGUCCAUGCCAGUGCAGACGGGCAGAUUUACAUGUUCAACAGAAGGCCCGGUGAGUCUAAUGUAUCCUCAGAUGAGGAGCUGAACGUCAUGGAGAUGAGGCCGCGGGUUUCGCUGCAGGAGCAGGACAGGAACGUCCAGCUGCUGGAGCGGGAGGUGUUAGAUGGUGACAACCUCAACAAGCUUGCUCUGCAAUAUGGCUGUAAGGUGACGGAUAUAAAGCGGGUGAACAACCUCAUGCAGGAACAAGAUUUGUUUGCACUGAAAUUCAUCAAAAUACCUGUUCAGAAACACAGCUUUUUAACAGAGUUGCACACAAGUUACCCUCAAGAAGAAAUACCACAUUCAUCCCCCACACCAGUGAAGCCUCCAGACCGAGCCAGAGCCCAACCACACCUGCAGGAGGUCACAGACUUCCUGAUGGAGGUGGACCAGGAUAUCGAGAAACUGAUUCAGAACACGAACGAUCAAGAUGAAUCUUUAUUGGAUAACUCGAAAAAACGACAAAGGUUUGGUUUCAAAGGACAGCCUCUGAAGAGUCACGGCGCAGACUGGGGCAUCCAGUGGUGGAACGCUGUGGUGGCCAUGCUCCUGAUAGGCAUCAUCCUGCCAUUAUUUUAUGUCAUUUAUUUCAAAACAAAAGAUAGUGGAGAAGCUUCACCAACAGAUGGAGGUGCUUUAUCUUCCAUCCCCUCCUCAAACACCUCAGGGACAGGAGCCAAACAUUUCCAAGAACCAGGAUAAAGCAGACCGGAAUCAUUUUAAGACUGAUGAUAUUAAAAGUAGGUGACAAUCAAGUUAAAGACAAAUCUCUUUACAUUUUACUCACACCUCCGUGUUUCAGUGAAAUGUUCCUUCUGUUUUAUACUAUAUCUGUGAUGCUUGAGGCAGACACUUCAAUGACUGAGAAAUGGAUGAACAAGUUAUAAUUUUGUGAUAAUUAUAAUAUAAUUGUGAUCAUUUAGAAACUCACUUUACUUUAUACAGUUGAUGUAGUAACAUCUCUUACUGUAUUAUUCUGUAAUGUUACCUCAGGCGAUUAACUAAAUGUGACGCUAAUUAGUAACGGUUGUGUCUUGAACUCCCUCACACGAAUAUUAGUACCAAAAUUAAAUGCAGUGUAUGUAGUCUGAGGGGAACACAUCAGCUGUAAGUCUUUCUGUGUGAGAUUUACUACAACUUGCCUUUUUUUCAUUGCCUUUUGCCAGUAUCAACAUAUCGAUUGUCAUCAUAUCAUUGUCAUAUAUCAAGCAUAAUCAUGAUAUCUGUUCCAAUACAGUAAUAUAUAUAUAUUGUUAAAAUACUUUAAUAUGAAAAAUGGGAGAUGAGGUUUAACUAUAUUUGACAUGGGGUUUAGCAUUCAUUGCAUGCCUUGUUUGAAUUAACUUAUUUGUGGCUCUGUUAUUGUCCGCUCAUUGCCAUGCACAUCAAGCCUCUCUUGGUCUGAAUUCAGCGCCAAAAGUGUAAAGUGUGUUUACAGUUAGAUUUAGGUGCACUAUACUUUAUAUUGAACAGUACAGUACAAGCAAGUGCAUUUUGAAUGUUUCCUGAGUGAAGUGUGACGUAAAGAAAGUGCCUUAAACCGUCAUAGUUUUUAUGGUAUUAAGUUUGAAUCCACCAUGAGUCGGUGCUGAAUUUGUGUGCCAUGUUCAAAGCACUUUUAAAGUCUAGUAUUGAAGCUGGAUUUUAUUUAAAUAUCUUCAAGUACAUUUGUAAACUAAUUGAUGUGAAAAAUGUGCAAGAUCAUUUUUAUCCAGCAUAUUCCUACCUGAAUACAAUGUGUAUUUAAUCUCU